AUGUCGGUCAAGCGGGUCCUAGUUAUUGCUGGAUCUGACAGUUCCGGUGGCGCGGGCUUGGAGGCAGACCAAAGGGUUUUGGCUGCCCAUGGUUGCUAUGCUCUCACUGCCACAACUGGGCUGACUGCCCAGAACACCCUGGGUGUCCAGGAUAUCUUUAUCGUCCCGUCUGAAUUUGUGAAAAAGCAGAUCAACGCUGGUCUCGAGGAUGUCGGUGCUGAUGUAGUGAAGAUGGGAAUGCUCUCGUCUGCUGAGACUAUUGAUGUCAUUGCCGAGACACUGUCAACGCACCAAGUCCCAUCCAUUGUUCUCGACCCGGUCAUGGUUUCCACCAGUGGAUCUCAGUUGCUACCAGAGAAGGCUGUGAAAGAGCUUCGAACCAAAUUGCUCCCUAUGACUACCAUUCUGACUCCCAACAUCCCGGAGGCCCAACUCCUGAUUAAGGACUCCGGCUCAGAAGCACCUGAACCGGCAGAUCUCGAUGGUAUCAUUGACCUUGCCAAGAAAAUAUGUUCAUUGGGGCCAAAGGCAGUUCUUCUAAAAGGAGGCCACCUUCCUCUUACAAAGGAUCAUAAGACGGCUCAAAAUUCACAAGAUGCAACUACUGUUGUCGAUGUGCUUUUUGAUGGAGUGACGGAGACAAUUACCUUGUUCGAAACUGAGUACUUGAUUUCGAAGAACACACACGGCACCGGUUGCUCACUUGCCUCUGCCAUUGCUGCCAACCUGGCUAUGGGAAAGGACAUGGUGCGGGCUGUUCGUAGCGCUGUCCGAUUUGUUGAGGCCGGGAUCAAGAGUAGUGUUGACAUGGGCCAAGGGAGUGGGCCAAUCAACCAUUUCCACUCACUCUACACGAUGCCGUUUGCUCCUGGUCGCUUCCUGGAAUAUAUUAUGGAUCGCCCUGAUAUUCAGCAAGUUUGGAAGAAGUUCACGUAUCAUGAGUUUGUUGAAGGAAUGGGACAGGGCACUCUUCCAGUGGAGCGAUUUAAGGAAUAUCUUGUGCAAGACUAUCUCUACCUGGUCCAAUUCGCUCGCAGCAAUGCUCUCGCGGCAUACAAAUCCCAAAACAUGGAGUCAAUUGCGGCUUCUUCGCAAAUUGUCUUGCAUAUCCAGCGGGAAAUGGCACUUCAUCUUGACUACUGUGCUUCGUUUGGCCUUUCCAAACAGCAAAUGGAGGCACACCCAGAAACUAUCGCAUGCACUGCGUACAGCCGAUUCAUCCUUGACGUGGGCCAAUCCGAGGAUUGGCUUGCCCUCCAAAUGGCGUUAGCACCUUGCUUAAUUGGCUAUGGCGCCAUUGCGAGACGACUUUAUUCCGAAGAGAAUACCCUGCGCGAAGGGAACCAGUAUUGGAAGUGGAUCGAAAACUAUGUCGCCGAGGACUACUCGGAAGCCGUACGCCUCGGAUCAGCUUUACUGGAAGAACACAUGCAGAAAGUAUCUCCGAGUCGAAUGGAGCAAUUGAUCAAGAUUUUCAUUCGGGCGACGGAGCUAGAGAUUAGUUUCUGGGAUAUGGGCCUCAGCGACCGAAAGCUUUGA
Penicillium macrosclerotiorum is the source of this 1539-nucleotide messenger RNA. RefSeq lists its product as uncharacterized. Bases 1 to 1539 code for a protein of 512 amino acids. The transcript is spliced from 9 exons. Gene Ontology annotation, biological process: thiamine biosynthetic process. Gene Ontology annotation, cellular component: cytosol. Gene Ontology annotation, molecular function: phosphomethylpyrimidine kinase activity; thiaminase activity; hydroxymethylpyrimidine kinase activity. Lineage: Eukaryota; Fungi; Ascomycota; Eurotiomycetes; Eurotiales; Aspergillaceae. The record is from RefSeq and is a predicted model, not a curated record.